GGAGAGGAGUGCUAGGAUAUCACAAGUGACAAUCAAUUGAGAAGCACCACUGGACAGUGACAUGUCAGCACCAUCAAUUGGUCUGUAAGGGAUUGCAAGCCAAAUAACUGCAACACAAUGGAGGAUUAUACAUAUGAAUAUGAUUAUAGCAAUUACACCUAUGACAAUGUUACUCCUCUCGAGGAUUUAGAUUUCAAAACUCACAAGACAUGCUUCACAGAAGUUUCAUGCGCCUCCCUCCUGGUGGUCAAUGUAGUUAUCUUCCUGCUGGGGGUUUGUGGGAAUGGGGUGGUCAUCUGGAUCGCUGGUCUCAAGAUGAAGAAGACAGUCAACACCAACUGGUACCUUGGCCUGGCCGUCUCCGACUUCAUAUUCUGUGCCUGUCUCCCCUUCAACAUCAUCAACACGGUGACAAAGGACUGGAUCUUUGGGCUUUUCAUGUGCAAGUUCACCUCUUUUGUGAUGUUCCUCAACAUGUUCUGCAGCAUCUUCCUCCUGGUCGUCAUCAGUGUUGACCGCUGUGUGUCAGUGAUGUUUCCAGUGUGGGCUCAGAACCACCGCACCAUGGGCAAGGCCUCUGUAGUGGUGGUUCUGGCCUGGGUUGCCUCUGUCGCCCUCAGCAUCCCCUCCAUAGUGUUCAGAGACGUCAAAACCCAUUUAGGGAUGAGAAAGUGUUUCAAUAACUACAGAGACCAACACAGCCACAAGAUGAUCGCAGUGAGUCGGUUCAUUGGUGGGUUUGUGCUGCCAUUCUUUAUCAUCAUCUUUUGUUACUCUGUCAUCAUCCUGCGACUGAGAACCAACCGAAUGAUGAGCAAGUCCUCCAAGCCCUUCAAAGUUAUGACUGCCCUGAUAGCCACAUUCUUCAUCUGCUGGCUGCCCUACCAUGUCUUUGUACUGCUUGAGCUGAACCACCAAAGCUACAACCUGGAGGUUAUAAGAGCUGGGCUUAUGGUGGGCACUACUGUAGCCAUAGCUAACAGUUUCCUCAACCCAAUGCUGUAUGUUUUCAUGGGCAAUGACUUCCUGCAGAAAUUCAAGAGCUCCAUACUGUCUAAGAUGGCGAAUGCCAUCGGAGAGGAGGGCCGCACCACCAGCCGCUACCUCUCCAGGUCCAGCUCCAUGGAGGGCAGCCGCAGAACCUCCACACACAUCUAAAUCUCUAUGAUGAUGGUAAGGUCUCAGUGGCUGCAGACGCUUUGUCUUGUAGAAAUGUCAUGUAAGGUGUAUUUUCACUUUAUGAUCUAAUGGACUAGUUAUAUUUGUCAUAUAUUUGUAUAAUCACAAGUAGUGCUCUUUGUCUCAUGUUAAAACAUCUAUCUGUUUGAUAUGUUUCUCCCAUGAACUCCAGUAUAUUUUCCUACCUUAAAUUUUUCCAACCAAUUUGAAUGUCAUUAUCUCACAUACAGAAUGCGAUGGAGGCCUUGCUGUGGAGUGAUCUUUUGUAGUGAUGUGACAUAACAUAGGGUUAUAACCUAUUUACUAGACAUAUUGAAAUAACAACCUAAUAACCUAAUAAUAAUAACCUCUGUAUAAUGUGUCCCUGUAGAUGUUAAUCUUACAAGCAGAAGUCCAUUUGUUUCAGUGAGUGACAAAGCUCAAAGUUCAACGACACCAGUGAAAACAGGAAAUGCUCCUGUUUGACAGCCAUGUCUCUUGAGGGGAAAUAUUUUUUGUGGGGAAAUCAUUGUGACCUCUUUGUGGUAAUUUGUGUAAAUUAAGCUGAAACAUAUCCCUACCGCUGAAACAAAAGAUACCUUCUAAAAGGAAAUGAACAUCACACUGCUUACAGUACGAAGAGCAGAAAGACUAUUCACACACUUUGAAGUGUACACUGGGUGUACAUAACAAUAUGAACACCUUCCUAAUAUUUGACAUCAGAACAGCCUCAAUUCGUCUGGGCAUGGACUCCAGAAGGUGUCGAAAGCAUUCCACAUGGACGCUGGCCUAUGUUGACUCCAAUGCUUCCCACAGUUGUGUCAAGUUGGCUGGAUGUCCUUUGUGUGCUGGACCAUUCUUGAUACACAUGGGAAACUGUUGAGUGUGAAAAACCCAGCAGCAUUGCAGUUCUUGACACAAACCAGUGCACCUGGCACCUACUACCAUACCCUGUUCAAAUGCACUUAAAUAUUUUGACCUGCCCAUUCACCCUCUGACUGGCACACACACACAAUCUGUGUCUUAAUUGUCUCAAGGCUUAAACAUAUUUCUUUAACCUUUUAUCUAUACUGAUUGAAGUGGAUUUAACAAGUUAAUUUAAUAACGGAGCAUAGCUUUCAAAUGGAUUCACCUGGUCAGUCUAUGUCAUGGAAAGAGCAGGUGUUCAUAAUGUUUUGUGCACUCAGUGUAUAUACAGUGCAUUUGGAAAGUAUUCAGACCCCUUGACUUUUUCCACAUGUUGUUACGUUACAGGCUUAUUCUAAAAUGGAUUGAAUACAUUUUGGGGAGCAUGGGAGCAUCGCUGCACAACUAUUUUCAGGUCUCUCCAGAGAUGUUUGAUCGGGUUCAAGUCACUACUGCGUUGUCUUGGCUGUGUGCCUACGGUCGUUGUCCUGUUGGAAGGUUAACCUUCACCCCAGUCUGAGGUCCUGAGCGCUCUGGAGCGGGAUUUCAUAAAGGAUCUAUCUGUGCUUUGCUCCGUUCAUCUUUCUCUCAAUCCUGACUUGUCUCCCAGUCCCUGCCACUGAAAAACAUCCCCACAGCAUGAUGCUGCCAUCACCAUGCUUCACCGUAGGGAUAGUGCAGGUUUCCUACAGACGUGACGCUUUGCAUUCAGGCCAAGGAGUUCAAUCUUGAUUUCAUCAGACCAGAGAAUCUUGUUUCUCAUGGUCUGAGAGUCCUUUAGGUCCCCUUUGGCAAACUCCAAGCGGGCUGUCAUGUGCCUUUUACGAAGGGAUAACUUCCAUCUGGCCACUCUACCAUAAAGGCCUGAUUGGUGGAGUGCUGCAGAAAUGAUUGUCCUUCUGGAAGGUUCUCCCAUCUCCACAGAGGAACUUUGUGACCAUCAGGUUCUUGGGCACCUCCCUGACCAAGACCCUUCUUCCCCAAUUGCUCAGUUGGCCUGGCGGUCAGCUCUAGGAAGAGUCUUGGUGGUUCCAAACUUCUUCCAUCUAAGAAUGAUGGUGGCCACUGUGUUCAUUUCAGCAGAAAUGUUUUGGUACCCUUCCCCAAUCUGUGCCUUGACACAAUCCUGUCUCGGAGCUGUACGGACAAUUCCUUCCACCUCAAGGCUUGGUUUUUGCUCUGCCAUGCACUGUCAACUGUGGGACCUUAUAUAGACAAGUGUGUGCCUUUCCAAAUCAUGUCCAAUCAAUUGAAUUUACCACAGGUGGACUCCAAUCAAGUUGUAGAAACAUCUCAAGGAAGUUGAUCAAUGGAAACAGGAUGCGCCUGAGCUCAAUUUCGAGUCUCAUAGCAAAGGGUCUGAAUACUUAUGUAAAUAAGUUUGAAAUUUUUUUUUAUACAUUUGCAAACAAUUCUAAAAACCGGAUUUUGCUUUUAAAAAUUAAUUUAAUUCAUUUUAGUGUAAUGCUGUAAUGUAACAAAAUGUGGAAAAAAGUCAAGGGGCCUGAAUUCUUUCAGUCAAGGGGUCUGAAUACUUCCCGAAUGCACUGUAUACAUCUGCCUCAGCUAUUGCAAACAUCCAUACACAACAUAACGUCCAGCCCUAUCCAAAACAAAUCAUUUGUGGUCGUCUGGAUCCCUGGAUAUUGUGUUUUGGAACAAAUCUCUUCAUUUAUAUUUCCUGCCAUAUAUCACCCAGCUUGUGGACAGGUUUCUAUGCAAUCAGAUUUGUACCAUGACAUGUAAUUCAUCCCACCUCACCAACUGUCAGAUCAUCUGCUGUGACACUGAAAGUCAAGUGUUAUUAAAUACCCUAGCUGAGAAUCAUAUUGGAGAGUCCUGUGUUUACGUGUGAACAACACAUGGACAACACAUUUCACACAACCAUUGUGUGACUUGAUUAAUGUGAACUCAUUGGAAGUUAGAAUUGUUAAUGUAUUUGUAAAAACACAACCAUUAUUCUGUUCAAUCUACCUCUUUAAUUAGUUUAUCUGAUGAAUAAGAUGAAUCGGCUAGGAUCUUGUGUUGCAGGGGUAGGCAACCCUGGUCCUAGAGUGUCGCAGCCACUUCAUGCUUUUGAUUUAACCGACCUGGAAGACCAUGUUUAUGCAAUCACUGAACUUAUCAAUUAGCUCAGUUGAUCAGGUGUGGUGCCUAGUUGUAACAACAUCCUGUUAGAUGUGUGGCACUCCAGGAACAGGGCUGCCUACCCCUGUUGUCUGUAUAUUGGACCAUGUUUGUAAUUAUUUAUGGUAAACCACAGAAAGAGAAGCUGCUUGUUAAAAGGAACUUAACUGGGAAGCGGAAAGAGCAUUGUCACAUUCUAACUGAAUUGCAUUUGUAAUUCUGCAGCAGACUGUUUCUGCCUUUUUCUGAUUAAAUCCAAUGUUUUAAGAAAUAGAAAGUUAAUUGAUGUACACUUGUUUUAAUGUAUUUAAUAAUUAAAAAUCAUGUGACAUAAACAAA
Molecule: messenger RNA, 4530 nt
Organism: Oncorhynchus nerka (sockeye salmon)
Lineage: Eukaryota; Metazoa; Chordata; Actinopteri; Salmoniformes; Salmonidae
Product: chemerin-like receptor 1
Exons: 2
Coding region: 118-1158 (346 amino acids)
Biological process (GO): complement receptor mediated signaling pathway; inflammatory response; positive regulation of cytosolic calcium ion concentration
Cellular component (GO): plasma membrane
Molecular function (GO): G protein-coupled receptor activity; complement receptor activity
Source: RefSeq, a predicted model, not a curated record